Molecule: messenger RNA, 917 nt
Organism: Emys orbicularis (European pond turtle)
Lineage: Eukaryota; Metazoa; Chordata; Testudines; Emydidae
Gene: RNF4
Product: ring finger protein 4
Exons: 8
Coding region: 192-827 (211 amino acids)
Biological process (GO): positive regulation of transcription by RNA polymerase II
Cellular component (GO): PML body
Molecular function (GO): transcription factor binding; zinc ion binding
Source: RefSeq, a predicted model, not a curated record
CUGCUGGGACCGGGACCCAGGGGCGCCCGGCCGCCCGCUCUGCGCUGAGCCCCCAGGAACGUGCCGCGGAGCCGGGGCAGCAGGUUUGGAAGAGCAACAUUUUAAGAUACUGAAAAAUCUGGACUUUUAAUUGUAUACUUCCUAAAGAAAUAUAAGGCGUUGAAAAUUGUAGCCUCCUUGCAAUUUAUUUUAUGGUAUCUGUACCUCUUACUUUUUUCUGUAUUUUAUAUUCAAGAAACACCAUGAGCACAACUCAAAGAAAACGUCGUGGAGGAGCCAUCAAUUCUAGGCAAACUCGAAAACGAAACAGACUGGUAGCUUCAGCUACAGAAAUGGCUUCAGAAGCAGAGCCAAUAGAACUUGAAGAAAGUGCUGGUGAAGAAGUAGUAGAUCUCACAUGUGAAUCUUCUGAACCUGUAGUAGUUGAUCUAACUCACAAUGAUUCUGUUGUGAUUGUUGAAGAGAAUCAACGUCAGCGGAGAAAUCUUGGGUUAAGAAGCCAACAGCAAUCUGACAGCUGUGUAUUAAGUAGUGAUGAUGAAGAUGAAUCAAGAGAUAAUGAUGUAUACGUAACAAACAAGGUGUCUGGAGAUUUAGAAACACUGGAGGAUGAAACUGCAAGUUCAAGGCCUUCAGGUACCGUUAGUUGUCCAAUUUGCAUGGAUGGAUACUCAGAGAUUGUACAAAGUGGACGACUUAUCGUGUCAACCAAAUGUGGCCAUGUCUUCUGUAGUCAGUGCCUCCGUGACUCCCUUAGAAAUGCUAACUCUUGCCCAACUUGUAGGAAAAAACUCAAUCACAAACAGUACCAUCCAAUUUAUAUAUAAGCACUUGAAUUCUUCUCAGGACAGCCUCAACUGGAUCUUGAUGAAAAUGUCAUGCAUUUGUGAUGCCUUGAAGAUUAAAGGAGCAACAGG